Molecule: messenger RNA, 726 nt
Organism: Iphiclides podalirius (scarce swallowtail)
Lineage: Eukaryota; Metazoa; Arthropoda; Insecta; Lepidoptera; Papilionidae
Source: the annotation of a GenBank genome assembly
AUGAGACAUGCAGGCAAAACUGUUGGGACGCACUUGAAAUUUGAUCAAUUUUAUUUAGAAGCAGCAAAAAUGGCGAUAGAUCUUUACUAUACACCCGGUUCGGCUCCCUGCCGUAUCGUCCUCUUAGUAGCGGCCGCACUCAACGUCCCUUUGAACCACAACCUCGUAGAUCUUAGGGCUGGUGAACAACUGCGACCAGACUUUUUAAAGUUAAACCCUCAGCACACCGUCCCCACCAUAGUCGACGACGGAUUCUCUUUAUGGGAGUCUCGCGCCAUAAGCCGUUACCUGGUAAAUAAGUACGGUGCUGGGAGCACCUUGUACCCUGAGGACCCGAAGGCGAGGGCGCUCGUCGACCAGAGGCUUGACUUCGACCUCGGCACGCUGUAUCCAAGAUUCGCGCAGUACUUUUACCCGCAAAUAUUCGGUGGGGCGCUCGCCGACGAUGCCCUGUUAGGGAAGUUGAACGAAGCCCUGGAGUUUCUCAACACCUUCGUCGAGGGUGGCGAGUUUGCCGCUGGCCCGGGACUGACCCUCGCCGAUCUAAGCCUCGUGGCCACCGUGUCCACAAUCGACGCAGCUGGCGUAAGCCUCCAGGAGUACCCCAAUAUCGUGCGAUGGUUCGAAAAGGUCAAACUAACUGUGCCAAAUUACGAGGAAGCCAAUGGUAAAGGUAUACAGCAGUUCAAGACUAUGAUCAAAAACCUCGUGCCUAAAAGUGAACUG